AGCCAGGCCGCGGGCGGAGCUGCCCGGCCAGCUCCCUCCCUUCUCCCCCGCCGGGGGUCUCCACGCAAGGGCGGCGGCUGCUGCGGCUCCCGCUCCCCGCUGCCGCCCCACGCCGGGCCCUCUCGCCGCCUCCGCUCCUGCUGCCUGGCGGGGCCUGGAGCGAUGCUUCGCCGGUGAUGUCCGCGGAACACGAGAAGGACCCCGCCGCGGCGCUCAAGAGGCCCCGAGGUGGGAAGGAGCGGCCGCGCCAGGCCCCGGCCCGGAGGUGGAGGUGGCGGCGCCCUCGCCUCGCCUGGCCGCCGCCGCCGGGAGAGCGGGGCGGCCUCUCUUCCCUCCGGCCGGGCCAGGCCAGGGAAGCCUCCCGGUCCCUUGGCGAGCCCCUCUCCGGCCGCCUCCUGGCUCUCGAGCCCCCGAAGGGGCGCCUCGGCCCCGCCGUGCCUUCUGCGGCAGGAGGGGGGCCUUCCCUCCCAAGGGUUCUCGGAGGGGCUCCUCGGACGCCUCUGCAGGGCUGGUGCCUGGGCGGCAGGGGGAGGACAAAGCGGGGGGCGGCGGUGCCCUGGGGUUGCUGACUCGGGAUUGAUUGUUUGCCGUGUGACUGAGAAAGGGCCCCGUCCUUCUUGGGAGAUGCACCCAUUCAGACACUCGUAGGCCUCAAGGAUCAUUGCCAGGGAAGGGCGCUGAGAGAGAGGGAGAACACAGAUCGGCACGCGGUCCGAUUCCGACAACCGUCCAGCAAGCCCGGGAGCAUUCCUGAGGCACCUUGAAUGGAGAAGGGUCGGGAGCUCGGCACACAGGCAGCAGGGACUGCUGUGGUGGUUUUUUUUGCAAAGCUUCCAACUACCUUGCUAAAGGCAAAACAUCUUAAGGCUGCUACUAUGCUGAAUUUUUGGAAUGAAAAGGGAAUGACUUGUCUCAGCUGCAUUCCAGUCUUGUUCCUCCUCCUCCUUUGCUGAUCACUCAUAGACGAGUAAGAUUGUCUUCCAUAAACACGGUUUUAACAAUGAGUCCGUAAGUGACUGUGGAAGCCAAUUCUGGACCCACACGUCCUUCCACAGUGGGGACAUUGGUUCCCGGGUGGGAGUUGAUCACGGUGUGGAUUUGCCAAUCUUAGCAUGUUUCUCCCUUGCGUUCUGAGUUUGAGUGUCUUCAAAGUCCAUGACACCUUUGGUAAAGGCUGUUCUCCAACUGGAGCGCUCCCAGUUUAGACUACAUUUUUUAAGAUUUGCCUUGAGACAGUCUUUAAACCUCUUUUGUUGACCACCAGCAUUACGCUUUCCAUUUUUAAGUUCGGAAUAGAGUAGUUGCUUUGGAAGACAAUAAUCAGUGUAGGUCUUAAAGCUCCCUAAUCACUAAUUGUCAUCACUAAUUGAGAUCACUAAUUGUCAUCACUUGCUGAAGCCUUCAUUUAACUUGGGGCCACAAGAUUCUCAGAGUACCAAAGAGAACAGUCAUUUUUGGAUGUUUCCUUCACCUUAGAGAGUUGUGUCUUAAUUGCAAAGUUCCAAGUCUUGUCUGUUUCCAAUUUCUCACUGUGCUACAUAUUCACAUACAGUGGUACCUUGGUUUGCAACCGUUUUGGAUUACAACCGUUUUGGAUUACAACCACGUCAAAUCCUGAAGUGUGUGUCUGUUUUUUUGGAUUACAACCCUUUUUUUUUUUUUUGAGGCCCCAUUGGCGAAAGCGUGUCUUGGGUUACAACCUGUUUUGGUUUACAGCCGGACCUCCGGAGUGGAUUAUGGUUGUAAACCAAGGUAUCACUGUAUUUUUGUACAUCCUCCCAGUAGCUUAACCAUAUAAUUCUGAAGGCAUGUAGUUGGCUAGAAUCUACCCAAAACAGAACACAGCACCCAUAUAAGUGAGAGAGAGGUAUGUUUCAAUCCAUAGGAGAAGACACAGUUGAUGCCCAGCUGUGAAAUAAAAGACUGGUUACUAGUAACAUAUCUUAAGUUAUGUGAAGUACUGUAUCUUAGUCUGAUUGCAGAAAUUCUCUGUACUGCCAUUUCUCUGGACAGCAAUGCUAAGUAAAUGCAUGUUACAUAGACACAUAUUGAACAGCUCGACUUGCCUGCACAAUCCAUAAUCUUGUCAAAAAGUUAACUACAUAACAGUAUAAUCUUAUAGGUGGUGACGGUGGAUUGGAUGGGUUAGGAGGCCCAGGUGUGCAGCUUGGCAGUCCAGAUAAGAAAAAGCGCAAGUCAAAUGUUCAGGUAAGCUGCCUUGUGCCUCUUCCCUUUGGCUGGAAAAUCUAAACUCGCCUGACUCUUCCCCUGUGGGGGUUCCUAUCUCUUUCCUUAAAAAAAAAAAAUUAAAUAUAAUUUUCAUUUAUAUACAUUACAACAAUAGUUCAGCAAUAAUUCUAACAUUUCAAACCUUGACUUCCUUCCCCUCUAUCUGUGUUUCCUUAUAUUUAUUUUCACAUUCUCUGCAUACUCUAAAUGAUAUUAACUUAUUCUUUUAAUCAUCUGUUUUCAUAUAUAUUUUUGGAACUGCAGGUUUUUACAAUAAUCCUGCCAAUGUCUUAAUCUGUUUACAGUUUAUUUGUAAAUAUUCAACAAACCAUUUCCAUUCCUUUAUAAAAAAUUUAGCAUCUUGAUAUCUUAUUCUUCUGAUAAGCUUCACUAUUUCUACAUAGUCUAUUAGUUUCAGUAUCCAUUCUUCUUUCAUCAGGACAUCUUCCCACUUUGAGGCAAAUAACAUUCUUGCAGCUGUAGUUGCAUACAUAAAUAAAUUUCUAUACUGUGUAGGUAGUUCUGAUCCUAUAAGAAGGAUUCCCAAGAAAAAAGCUUUCCCAGUAAGCUUUAACCUUAUUACAAGACCACCACAUGUGAAAAAAUGUACCUUCUUUCUCUUUACAUUUCCAUCACUUAAUUCACUUUUGAUUUAUACAUUUUUGCAAGUCAGCUAAGUGUUAAAUACCAUCUAUAUAACAUUUUCAUAUAAUUUUCUCUUAUACCAUAGCCUGCUGUAAAUUUUAUGUCCGUAUUCCACAAUUGCUCCCAUGCUUCCAUUUCUAUGUUAUGACCAAUAUCUAUUGCCCAGUGUAUCAUUAUACAUUUUAGACAUCACUUUAACAUGACAGUCUAACAGAUCUCUCUCUAAUUGUGAUAAUUGUAUUUAACACUUAGUCGACUUGCAAAAAUGUAUUGGCUGGAAAGGACCAACCGGUGGUUUGAGGUGAUGACCAAUAUGUGACCGGCCUUGUAUGUGAGUACUAUGGUCCUCUUGAAAGGGAGUUUGUGCAGGCAGCAGCUGCAGGAGUGGGCAUACUAUGAAGAAUGGAAAGACUAAUGCUUUUGCAGUGGAGGAAUCCUAAAUGGAUUCUGAGGCCAGCAACCCACCUUUGUAACAGACACAGAUGUUUCAUUUCAUGAGAUGAGGGGAUCCUCAGGUUUGGCCUUCUCUUCUGUUGGAAUUCCAAGUAAUCUUGAUUUCUGAUUUAACAUUUCCAGGGGUCAUCCUUUCCUCCACCAUCUGAAUAUGCGCCUCCACCAAAUCCCAGCUCUGAUCACCUUGUAGCUGCAAAUCCGUUUGAUGACAACUACAACAAUCUUUCUUACAAGCCGUUGCCAUUGGGGAACCCAUAUUUUGCCAAUCCCAGCUACCCAGGCUUUGGAGGCUACAACACGUUCAGGAUGCCACCGCAGAUGGUUCCCAGGAUGUCCUCACCAUACGGUGCUACUUACCCACUUAGAAACCAGCCACACCCAUUUCCCCAGAACCCAGUGGGAAUGGUCUACAACCGGCCUCAACCAAUUAACUUUGGGCCACAUGAAAAUGUGUCUUUUGGAAACCAGCCAUCCUAUAACAGUAACAUGAAUCAGAAUGUUGGCAUGUCCGGCCAACACUUCAGGCCGAACCCUGGUGAGAAUUUUGGUCACAUUCCUUCACAGAACACAACACAGAUGUCACCCCAUGACAUGCCAUUGCACUUUGGACCUGGCGGCAACCCCAAUUUCAACAAUUCCCAGAUGGAGUCAAACCAUUCUUUCUUUCCCUCGCCAAACAAUUACAACCAGGCAAAGCCUUUGCAAAAGCAAGGUGCAAAUAAGCACAACCACCCCCCGCCACAACAUCAUCUGCACGGCCCAGAGGACACUGCGAACUCAGGAAACACAGAUAUAAAGACUGUGAAUCGAAAUAACCCAUCAAACCAGGAGAGCAUCCCUUCUAAAAAUGUUGAAAAUCUGAACAGCAAUCAUGCGAAUGGGGCUCAGAACAAGCCCCGGCUCCCCAGCCGAGGUCCAGCUGAAGGAGGCAGCUCUGAGAAGGGCAGCAAAAUGCCCCUACACCCUGGUCAGCAUGGUCACGCCGCCUCUGAGCCAGUCUAUCCUUGUGGGAUUUGUACCCACGAAGUGAACGAUGACCAGGAUGCCAUCUUGUGUGAAGCUUCUUGUCAAAAAUGGUUUCAUCGGAUCUGCACAGGCAUGACGGAAUCUGCCUACGGACUGCUCACUGCAGAAGCAUCGGCAGUGUGGGGCUGUGACACCUGCAUGGCGGACAAGGAUGUUCAGCUGAUGCGCACCAGAGAAACAGCUGGGCCACUAGUGUUGAAUGCUGAUGCGUGAUGCCCAUCCUGGUUCCUUCAGAUACUCAACUGGCUGCCAUUUGUACGGUGUUUCCUUUUUCAGUCAUGGGUGGGCUUUGUUUGCUUUCUUUUGAGCAAUUGGUCUUCACUUUCUGCCCAAGUGCAUUAAGAUUUUACCAGGAGAACUUCUAUCAAAUGCUCAACUGACGAUUAAGUGCCAAUAUGGCUUUACUCACAUGGAAAGUUUGGGGGUAUGUAAACAUCUGCCUUUGUGGAUCACUUUGCCCAGGGCUAUUCCACUUGGCAGUGUUGGAGGAACCAUAUACUGAUUUAUCUUUUGAGUACAUGGUAGUUAAUUCUGUCCUCUGUUUGGGAGCCUUUCUUAAGUUCUGAAGGUUGAGGGCAUGACACAGGGAGAAGGAUCAAGCAAUAUUUAUUUUAAAAUGAUCACCAGGAAUGUCAAACUAUUUGUAUAAGUAGCUGAAAACCUCAAGUCAUAUUAACCUCCUUUUCACAUUUUGAUUUAGCUUGCUCUUUCAGAACAUAUUGGUGAGCUUUGAAGAUAAGGAACAGGUCCAUUUUUAGUGAAUUCUGAAGACUUACUCAGUGGGCAUCUCUUUAAUGGUCUUUAGCAGCCUGUUUCCAAACACAUUUACUCAGCAAGAACUCUUGUAGUUUUCAUUGGCCAAGUGAGCAUCAAUAAGACUAAGUGCAUAAAAGCUCAGCAGGCCUGAAUGUUUUUUUUCUUCCCUUUUUUCAAAAAGGGAUUGAGGUUUGUAUGUCUGUGAUAUUAAUACACACUCACCCUUUCCAAGACCCAUCAUGUCCUCCGCAAUGGCAUUGCAAGACCAUGAAGUGUGAUGCUGCCAUCCCAGUGUUGGCUGUCUUGGAACUCCAUUGUGGUGCUAGAUUAGAGUUCUGGGCUCUUUAGACCUUUUUGUGUGAUGAAUGUAAUCCAGAUAAAUUUGCUAGUAUGGUAAAUUGUUCAAGUCCCACUGUCUUCAGAGGGACUUGACUUAUUAAGCAUGCUAACUUUUCUUUGGCUUGGGAAUGUGCAUUUGGUUCCACAUGGACUUACUCUGGUGCCUGCUGUACAGAAUUUACUGUUGCACAUAGGCAGCCUCUGUCUCCCUUUUUCCUGCCCUCAAUCACAGCUAGCUUGCACAUUUGGCUUUGUUUGUAACUCUUGCUUUAGUGUGUUUUUGUGUCCGCUCAGCUGCUCUUUGCAGUGCUUGCUUUCCCAUACAGUUCAGGGUCUGCCCUGGGACCCUGGCUGCUCGCUCAGAUGUCCACUGCCAUCGCAUGCUCCUUCCUCUGCUGCUUGCAGUUGAGCUUCUCAGCUCUGCUGCUGUUUUUGUUUUGCUUCUGGCUGUGUUCUUGAAAACUGCUUGUCUUUGGAGGGUAUAAUGUCUCCCUCCAGGGAAGGGAAGGUCACGCCCAGCAUUUUUCUCCUCUACUCGCCCCAGUGUAAUUGCCUUUGGGGAUUUGAUACAGUAGAUCAGGUGCAGAGACCAGAGUGCAGGGCACAAACAAUAGCCCGGGUUUCCCAACUCUUUAAUAUCUAAAGCCUGUCUGGAAAAGACCUUAGGUCAGUGUUUUUCUCCAUUACAAAAAGUCUUUUUUCACUUCCGUGGGAACCCCAAGCUCUUCCAACACAUUGUGGCUUCACUGAUCUCCUCUAAAGUGAGGUUUACAGAGCACAUGAAUUUCUGAAUAAUGCUGGAGGAAUGAGCAGCUGUUGCAGCUAUGGAUGGUUGGUGGAAAUUCUACUGCGUUUUAGCCUCAUUUUUUUUCUCAUUAAAAUAAUAAUAAUAAUAAUAAUAAUAAUAAUAAUAAUAAUAAUAUAUUUGUACCCCACCCAUCUGGCUGGGUUUCCCCAGCCAUUCUGAGUGCCUCCCAACAGAAUAUUAAAAACAUGAUAAAAGAUCAAACAUUAAAAACUUCCCUAAACAAGGUUGCUUUCAGAUGUCUUCUAAAAGUCAGAUAGUUGUUUAUUUCCUUGACAUCUGAUGGGAGGGCGUUCCACAGGAAGGGUGCACUACUGAGACACAGGCAGCCUGAGCGGCCCACAAAGGAUAUCUGCGGGCAGAACUGUACAUGUUCUGUUGGCAUGCCUUGUUUGAAUUAUAAUUCCCCAAGGCCUUUGAUGUUUGAAUUAGAUGAAUUUAACCUUGUAGCCCAUCUAGAGAAGAGUCAGUCCUCUGUGGGCUGUACCCAACCCACACUUCUCUGUUUAAACCAGGCAUAGGCAAAAUCGGCCCUCCAGAUGUUUUGGGACAACAACUCCCAUUAUCACUGACCACUGGUCCUGUUAGCUAGGAAUGAGCUAGCCACUGAUCCACGCAACGGUCACCUCCAGACUGGAUUAUUGUAACUCGCUCUAUGUGGGGCUGCCCUUGAGACUGACCCAGAAACUCCAGCGGGUGCAGAAUGCCGCGGCGAGACUUACAGGCUCCUCACUGCGGGAUCACAUUCACCCGGUGCUGUACCAGCAGCACUGGCUCCUGGUGGAGUACAGGAUCAGGUUUAAGGUGCUGGUUUUAACCUUUAAAGCCCUAUACGGCCUAGGACCCUUGUACCCACGGGACCACCUCUCCUGGUAUGUCCCACAGAGGACCUUAUGGUCUUCAAACAAAAACAUCCUGAAGGUCCCGGGCCACAGAGAGGUUAGGCUGGCCUCAACCAGAGCCAGGGCUUUUCGGCUGUGGCUCCGAUCUGGUGGAACGCUCUGUCACAAGAGACUAGGGCCCUGCGGGACUUGACAUCUUUCUGCAGGGCCUGCAAGACAGAGUUGUUCCACCAGGCCUUUGGCCAGGGCACAGCCUGACUCCCUCCUUUGGCAAUCCUCACAAAACUCCAGCCCAAUGGUUGCCAUUAAUCUGAUUUGAAUUGAUUUUAUAAUGAAAUGAUUUUAGAAUGCGGUAUCAUUUUACUGUUGUUAGCCGCUCUGAGCCCAGCUUCGGCUGGGGAGGGCGGGAUAGAAAUAAUAAUAAUAAUAAUAAUAAUAAUUUAUUAUUAUAGUCCCAAAACAUCUGAAGGGCCGAGUUUGCCUACACUUAGUUUAACUGAAGCUUAAAUCCAAGAACGGCUGCAGCAACCACAAAACUGACUGUGAAGCGGACAAAUGCUGGCUCCCUCGGCCUGUAAAGCGAAACGAGCGCCGCAACCCCAGAGUCGUUCGCAACUGGACUUAACUGUCAGGGGUCCCUUUACCUUUACCUUUUAGUGUGCAGAAAAUACUUCUAAGUUACAGUAAAAUAAAAGUUGGUAGUCUUAACUAACAUGGCUGAAAGCAUGUGCAUCUGGUCAGCUUGGAGGCAUAGUGGAAAGAGAGAGUCCCCUUACAGGCAAAAGGAAAGAAAAAGGAUUGUCUCAUUUGUUAUAGAGUUCCCUCCCAGCGGAGGCAAAGGAAGUGACCACACACAAGAGGGUUCUCUGUAGAAAAUUCAAGAAUUCUCUGUGCUUGUCUAGCAAAACAUCCAUUUGUGAUUUUGACUGUAAACCGCACAGCUUCCCUCCCUCUUCAGCCCUGGGUUCUUGAGAUCAUGUAACCUACAGGAGGCAGUGUGUGCCUCAGUCUAGUCCCCUCUUUGUGACCUCAUGAGGCCUUUCUCCCAGCCUAUUCUGCUGGGGCUGAGAGGCCUAGGUGGGCUGUCAUUAGCCUGGCCUGUUAAUGAGAUUUUGAAAUAAGGCAAGGGAGUUUUAUUCCAGAGUAAGCUGUGAUAUAAAUGAGCUCUGUGAGAGCUUGUGGGAGUUUGAAUGCCAACUCUGCACUCUCAUUAGUAGGGAUUCUGAAUUAUCCAACCAAAUUCCUCUUCACGGACUCUCCACCAAAGAAUGGUCUUCCCUUUAGUAAGGCAAAGUUGAGAUGUCAGAGGGGCUUGUACUUUCUCUCUUUUGUGGCCAUGCACCAGCACACCCUGGAGGGUUCCAGCAAAAUAGCAAAAUAUGUGUAACCUACUACCAUUGCUGCUGCUGCUGCAUUCUCAAGAGCAUUCUCUUGGUAAUUGCCAUAGAGGAGCACCUGGGCUCUCUUGCAUGUCUCAUCAUUUUAUUGUUUGUACUGCAUAGACCCUUGGGAAGUUCCAGUUUGAGUGGAAGAGGUGCAUUCUUGUGCAUAAUGCCCAUGUGACCGUUUUGAGGAGGGCUGCCUUUCUCUUCUUUCUUUGGAAUGUACUCUGCCAGUUGGAAAAAUGUGUAGAGUAAAGAAAAUUUGGGGUACUUGAGAUACUUAUGCGUUUGAGGUGCUUGCAAUAGCUGUGGUCUCAGUGAUGGCCUUUAACUCUAGAAUCAGAGCAAGAGACCUCAAGGCUUAGAAGGUUUAGCUGGGACCACAACUAAACUUGAAUCUCCUUUGUCAACAAUGUGCCUUAUUCUGUGACCUCUGGGUUUGUCCCAUGAUGAGUUGUGGUUCAUCUUUUGACUCUUGGGUGAAAGUAGCCAUGCCAGGAACAAGGAGUAGCCUGGUGGCUAGCCUUUGUGGACAACACAUUUCUCUCAAUGUUAUGUCUUGCAGCCCUUCUAGAGCUGUUUCAAGGUGCUCACACACCCAACGUGAACUUUCUGUUGUAUUCGGUGUUGUGGAAUGAGAAUGUAAAGAAACACGUUUUGUGAGCCUUUCUCUUGAAAAUGUUAUUUGCGUUUGUGGCUUUUGCCCAGCAUGCUUUUAUCACCCCAAACUAAGAGUAAAUCAGUGUCAUCGUAAAACUAGAGCCCUGGAGUGCCUCCAUCGCUCUUUAGGCAGCUUUGCACACAUGUGCUGGAAGGGGCAGCCUUGCCAUAAGGUUAUGAGGGUGCACAACUCAGGCAGUGAACGUUAUACACCAGUAGGGAACGUAAGCUGAGCCCUGCAGCUGGGUCAGACCAAAGGAGGCCAAUCCAGUCCAGCAUCCUGUUCUUUCAAUGGCCAACCAGGUGCCUCUUCUGGGAAAGCCGUGAGCAGGACCUGAGCAUAACAAGGUCAUCAGAACUUCUUGGUCAACACAACCUUCUCCUAGAAUAAAAGUUAUAAAUGUCCCAAAUGUCAGCCAUUGGUAAUCUUAUUCUCCUCCAGGAAUUUGCCUUUUUAAAGCUGUCCAACUUAGUGUCCAUCACUACAUCUUAUGGCAGCAAAUGCCACAGUUAGAUUUAGGUGCUGUCACCUCAGCAACAUGUUUGUAGAAUCAAUUUUUAACUCAGGUGCAGUCAACAGCAGGAGGCUUCUAACAGGAAGCCUUCAUACUUAUUAAUAGGUAGCAAUCAUUCUGCAGUAUCAGGAAAAAAUAGAACAUCUCAUUUUAUCUAGAAAUAAGCAGAAAUGCAGCUUAGCCAGAGAGGAGGAUAUAUAUAACUUCUGCUCCAACAUUUGGUUGCUGCCAUGGAAUCCUGGAGACGUGGCUUCUUGUUUCUGUGUAAAAAAGCAAGAUGCUAGGCUUCGUGGUUCUGGAGAAAAGCAGCAACUGGCUAUCUCUGCAAGGCAGACUUCCAGUGUGCAAGGUGCAGUGGUACUUCAGUUGCAGUGGUACUUUGAGAAGCAACUGAAUCAUUCUUUUCCAGCAUGUGUCAAACAAUUUGGAGUGAUAGUACCCAACUGUUGCAAAAGACAAAUCCAGGCCUAAACAGUGGGCUGGGUAUGGAAAUUAGUAAAUAUGUAAAGGCUUGUGCAUCACAAUUCGUUCUAGGUACUGAUUUUGAGGUUUUCUUCAUCUAGAAUUUUGGGUAGAGGCUAGCACACUCAUAUGUCUCUCCCUUCUCCCAUUCCCUGUGUUUUAAUUAGUCAAAGCUUCUAAAACCUCUCUGAAAUCUCUGGCAAAUGAGCAACUUGGCAACCCAUAAGCUGAUGGGGUCAGAUUCCACUGGGGUAGAAUUCCAGUGCUGCAGACUGUGGGUUCAGUUUAGUGUUGGAUCUGUGCCUCUGCAGCCUCUCUUGAAAUAAAGAAAAGCUGGUUGUAUGCCAGCAGUGCCCUGGUGAGUUGGGUCCUUGAGGCAUUGGAGGAACAGUUUACUGGUCAGCAAAAUGGGGAUAAUACUGGCAACAGUAGCUAGAGAAAAAGGUUUGAAGGUGCUUAAGUAGAAGACAGAUGAGAAGUGUCUUAUCAGAAAGGUCCCUUCUGCAUAGGCCAUCUGGUUCAGCUUUCUCCCACCAGCUUUGCCUCUGGAGGGUCAACCACAAUGUGUUCACUUAGGCAGAAGACAGGUGCACUGCAGAUAUAUUUUGUUAAAGCACAUGACUGGAGCCAGAAGGAAAGAAACAGCCUUCAGGGUGCCAUUGCAGGGAUUGGGUUGGACUCUGUGCUUCCAAAGCAAAGUCAGAAAAGAUUAUCCUGUAUACCUGCUGCACAUUUUAUACCUAAAUAUCAGCUGUCCUAUAUUUAUAACAGUCUAAGUUGGGUUAACCUGUGGCCCUUCAGAUGUUGUUGGACUCCAACUCCCAUCAUCAUCAUGCUGCUUGAGGCUGCUGAGGUGCCAAUAACAUCUGUAGUGCCAUAGGUCAGCCGCCCUUGGUUAAAGAGACACCAAUGGGUUCAAGAGCCAAGAAGCCCACCUCUUGCGGAGUGUUGAUUUAUCCUUAAGUCGCGUGCAAGUUGGUCACUUGAAUACCACAGCAGCAAGCAUCAAACACUGGCAUCUGGUUGGCCACUGAGAACAAGAUGCUGGCUUAGGUGGGUCACCAGUUUGAUCCAGCAUCCCAUUCUUCUCAUGCUCUUAAUUCCACAGAGAGAAGUUCCAUAUUUCUUAGUGUUAUCUCUGACCCACACAUUUCCAUAGCAUCGGUUGACAUAUUUGCCUAGAGGCAUUGCAUAAUGCAAAAGGAAUAUAUAAGCUGGCUCACCUCUUCAUCUCUUUUCUUCAAAGUGAAAUAGAUUAAGCUCUCUAAGUCUUUUGGAGAUAAAUUUCCUAUCCCUGUGGUCAUUUCGCUCCUUAGAAUCAUAGAAUCGUAGAGUUGGAAGGGACCAUGAGGGUCAUCUAGUCCAACCCCCUGCCAUGCAGGAAUCUUUUGCCCAACGUGGGGCUCAGAUCCACACCCCUGAGAUUAUGAGUCUCAUGCUUUACCGAGCUAUCCUUCUUUGUACUAAAUUUACGUCAAUUGAAGAACCCUCUAAAUUAUCUUUUAAAAUAUCUAAUUUGACAACUAUAUCUUAAGAUGGCAAUGGAUUCCAACUCUCCAGGUGCCAGCAUUCCUGCCUCUCUCAGGCUGACUGUUUUGCAGGCAUCUCAGUAGACAACUCUCCCUCUUCUUGACUCCUAUUCUCUGCCUGUGACUAAUGAUGGCUUUGAGUGCUGUGGGUUAAUCUGUCUUCCAAGUGCUAGGAUUCUGUUGCCCAGAUCCAGUAAGGUAUGGCUUCACACAGAAACGGAUUCUGCCUACUAAUUGUUGUCACCACAUGGCCGAGAGGAGACAGCUUGGGUUGCACAUGGAGGUCUGGCUCCAACCCAGUAGGCCCACGACCAUUACUUGAUCUGCUUUCCUCCAAGGCUGAAAUUUGUCCUAAGCGCUCAAUCUUUCCCACAAGCUCUUAGGUUAGGGUGUAUGAGACUACAUUUAGCAAUGCAGCUAAUUAUCUUAAAGCCCUGCAAUAAAAUAUUGUAAUUACUUGUGGGAUUAUUUCUCACAUUUUUUAAUUAUAAGGGGAAAUAAUUUCAUAAAUGUUUUUGGCUUGAUAUUUUUUAUUUUUUAAAAAACAGUAGUCUUGAACUUUGACUAUUUCCCAUGUCAUUUCAAUCUAAUAGUAACACUACCACGUCAUGUUUAAAAUAUAUGUACCCCUCUCUUUAUAUAUAAAUAAUAGCCUUGCUUGCUAGUAAAAGUACAUGUGAAAUUUUAUACGUAGUUUGAUCAUGUGUUUUUUAUGUUGUAUGUGACUUAAUGACAGUUUCAUAUUAAAACUAGUCUUUCCUUAUGUACUGCUUACAUAUACCUGUUUUUGGGAUAUCAGUUCAGUACUUUUAUACAAUCUCAAAUGUGUUCCACAUUGGUGACAUUUAUUUUUGCAACAACUUUAAAUGAAAACGAAAUUAGAGCAUGUCUGAAAUAACACGUGCAGUAGAACUGUGGUGUGCGGCAAAGUUGAUGUAUGUAAUUCAAAUUGGAAACAAACGCCCAGACUUUGUCCAUUAUUAUUCCUUUAGUUCAGCCUUCCCCAACAACGUGGACCCUCGAGAUGUUUCUGGACUCCAGUUCCCACCAUCAUCCCUCAAGCCUGGUCAUGCUGGCUGAUGUGAGUUGUAGUUCAGUUGAAUGUCUGGAGGGUACCAGGUUGGGGAAGGCUGCUUUAGUAAGAAAUUUAAUUACUAUGUAAUGCAAAUGAUUUCAUAUCAUGGUGUGUGUUAAGCUACUCUAUGACGUAUAGGAACCAUGUUUAUGUCUCUGGAUAGUUAGCUGGUCUUACAUUACAAGCUGAGUUCUAGUAGAUGAUAGCGAGUGCAUCAACCAGUGUAAAUGCCUUAAGGCACACACAGAAUUUGUGUCUGAUCUAAAUGGUUAAAUGUUUCAAUGUGCGAUACUGAGAAAUGGGUGCCCAUUUGACUGCAUUACCAAAAUGACAAUCCUAUGUUUGUUUUUUCUUCAGGAUGUUCAUCAUAAAAAAAGAAAAAUGUGAGGGCACCAUAUCAGAAUUUUAAUUCACUGCUGGAAUUGUUAAUAUUUCAAUUCACUUUUCACAAAGUUGAAGACGGACAGAAUUAAGUGCUUGUAAAAUGAAUGUUAAUAAAGUCUUGUCAAAGUAACAAAGGAGAAUGGAAGGUGUUCUGUUUGUGCAUGAAGCACUGCAUCACAUACUUGCUUGUAUUAGGAAGUCAUUGCAAUACCCCCAGUAAUGCCACCUUUUGUCACAUCUUAAUUGAUCAUUGUUGUGAAUCUGAAGAAUCAGGAUGAAAAGAUUUUAUCCUGUUUAAUUCACAAACUGCUAGAUUUGAUGUUUACCUGACUGAAGUGGGUGCUUGCUGGAGUGGCAACCGUAUGAAGUUUAGGGAAGCUUUUAAUGUUUGAUGUAUUAUGGUAUUUUAAUAUUUUGUUGGAAGCCACCCAGAGUGGCUGGGGAAGCCCAGCCAGAUGGGCG
Molecule: messenger RNA, 13564 nt
Organism: Podarcis lilfordi (Lilford's wall lizard)
Lineage: Eukaryota; Metazoa; Chordata; Lepidosauria; Squamata; Lacertidae
Source: the annotation of a GenBank genome assembly